Messenger RNA from Pantherophis guttatus, 7177 nucleotides. RefSeq names its product calmodulin regulated spectrin associated protein 1 (gene CAMSAP1). Gene Ontology annotation, cellular component: microtubule minus-end. The record is from RefSeq and is a predicted model, not a curated record. Gene Ontology annotation, molecular function: spectrin binding; microtubule minus-end binding; calmodulin binding. NCBI's taxonomy places the organism in Eukaryota, Metazoa, Chordata, Lepidosauria, Squamata, Colubridae. Gene Ontology annotation, biological process: cytoplasmic microtubule organization; neuron projection development; negative regulation of microtubule depolymerization.
CCGCCCGUCUCCGCGUCCCUCUGGGGUGGCCGCGGCCCCCUCCGGCCUGGGCGCGGCCUGCGAGGCGGCGAUGGAGUAGCCGGGGGAAAGGCCGACGCAAGAUGGUGGAUGUUGAUAUCGGUGCCGGUGGAGAUAACGCCAGAAGAAAAAUGGAUGCUCUUACGGAUAGCAGCGCUGAGAUUGUUCCGUUGGAUCUCUAUGAUUCAUCCCGAGCCAAAAUAGCUGCUAAUCUACAGUGGAUCUGCGCGAAAGCUUAUGGAAUAGACAACAUCCCGGAGGAAUUAAAAGAUCCUUUUUAUAUAGACCAGUAUGAGCAGGAACACAUUAAACCGCCUGUCAUCAAGCUGUUGUUAUCCAGCGAGCUGUAUUACCGCGUCUGCAGCCUCAUUCUCAAAGGGGACCAGGUGGCGGCGCUCCAGGGACACCACUCGGUCAUCCAGGCUCUCUCGCGGAAAGGGAUUUACGUCAUGGAGAGCGAUGACAACCCUGUGUCCGAAUCCGAUCUCAGCUCUGCGCCGAUCAAAAUGAGUCCUCACAUGGCCAUGAUUGAUGCUCUCAUGAUGGCCUACACCAUCGAGAUGAUCAGCAUUGAGAAAGUCGUGGCCAGUGUCAAGUGUUUUUCCACGUUCAGUGCCUCGAAGGAGUUGCCCUACGAUCUGGAGGAUGCGAUGGUAUUCUGGAUUAACAAGGUGAACCUAAAAAUGAGAGAGAUCACGGAAAAGGAGAUUAAAUUAAAACAGCAAUUACUGGAAAGCCCAGGUCAUCAAAAGUCUCCUUCAAAAUGGUAUUGGAAGUUAGUGCCUGUACGUUAUCGCCGAGAUCAUCUCUCGAGUCGACAGCUGCCCUUUUUCCCAUUACUUGAAGACCUGAUGAAGGAUUGUAGCGAUGGAGCUGCUUUGCUGGCUGUCAUCCAUUAUUAUUGCCCCGAACAAAUGAAGCUUGAUGAAAUAUGCUUGAAAGAGGUAACCUCGAUUGCAGACAGCAUCUAUAACAUCCAGUUGCUUCGAGAAUUUGCCAACGAGUACCUGAACAAAUGCUUUUACCUCACUUUGGAAGAUAUGUUGUAUGCCCCGUUAGUUCUAAAGCCCAACGUAAUGGUUUUCAUUGCCGAAUUAUUCUGGUGGUUUGAGAACGUCAAGCCGGAUUUUGUGCGCCCCAGGGACCUCCAAGAAGUGAAAGAUGCUAAAAGCAUGCUGCAUCAGAAGAGCAGCCGCCCGUCGGUACCCAUUUCCAAUGCCACAAAGCGGAGUUUCAUGCCGAGUCCGGCGGUCCCCAGUUCAGCUGACAUGCAGCCUCCGAGUCAACUCUCGCAGGAAAGUUGCAGCAGUGUCAAAGGAAGUCCUGCCUUCAGCCCGUCGCACCCUUUGCUGCCUUUAAGGCAGAAGCAACAGAAGACGGUACAGGGGGAAGACACCUCAGACCAACGGCAUCGGUCUAAUUCCUUGACUCGGGCAGAUGGGCAGCCUCGGGAUUCGAUCCUUGCAUGGCCAGAGAAGAAGCAAAGGCCCCUUUCACAACCCGCACCAUUUGGUCUUCACCACACGGCGAGCAGCGACGCGGACCCCAGCUCCGGCGAUAGCAUCAGUCUGGCCAGGUCCAUCAGCAAAGACAGUCUGGCAUCCAACAUCAUCAACAUCACCCCGAAACAGCAGCUCCCCUCCGCCCCCGUGAAAAAUAGCGGGAAAAGCUUGCUGAACAAUGUGGAGAUGGAAGACGACGAGGAAGAACUGAUUGCCAUCAUUCGCCCCGGCACCACCCUGAACCACGGCGGCCUGGAACUUCAGUGCGCUCUGCCGGCUCGUUCCCCUGGCUUUGUCGGUACCGCCUGGACUCCGAAAUCCCCGAGCGAAGCUACGGACAAUAAGCCGGAGAGCUUUUUCCUGGAGCCGCUAAUGCCUGCCAUUUUACGGCCAGCCAAGGAGAAGCAGGUCACCAAUAAGGAGGACGAAUGCGGAGAAGGAAAAGCAAGAGGUUACGCGCCCAAGAGACCGAGCGAGGGGCACGCGGCUUUGGCCCAUAAAAAAACCAACGGCGGUCACGGUGAUCACAGCCUUAACAGGACUUUUAACUUGGGUUCUAGUUCUGAACUAACCGUGAUCGCGGGCCCCAGUUUGGCAGAGCCAGUUGUCCAUCACUCGGACGUCAGGAUGGAACCCUUUUGCCCCCAAGCAAGCAGCAGUUUAGAGACAUCCUCUCAAGAGCAGCCGUUCGCGGGCUUCUUCCUGCAUGCCGCCAAAGCGGAGGAGGAGGCCAUGUCCAGCGGCGGCACCAACCUCAGUUAUCUGAAAAGCCCCAGUUCCCACCGGGCGGAGACCUCGUGGACCAUGGUCAGGCAGGAUUCCGACUCGUCCAUCCUAGACAUGGAAGAAGCCGACCAAGACUUGGCGGCCGAGGAGCACCCUCUGAUUGCCAAGUACAUCGGAGAGGAAGAAUCCGCCAAGCUUCAGGAAGACAUGAAAGUCAAGGAGCACGAAGACAAAGACGACGCCAGCGGGCGAUCCAGCCCAUGCCUGAGCACCAUUUCCCAGGUGAGCAGCGUCUCCAUGACCAGCGGGAGUGCCCGGAUGACCAGCUUUGCGGAGAGGAAGCUCCAAAGGCUGAACAGUUACGAAACAAAAUCCAGCACGAGCAGCUCGCAGAAAACCACCCCAGAUGGAUCCGAGUGUUGUCCGGCUCCGCUCACCACCUGGAAACAGAGGCGGGAACAGAGUCCCACCAGACAGAGCAAAGACAAUGUGAACCUCUUGGCGUCCGAGCUGGUCCAGCUCCACAUGCAGCUGGAGGAGAAGCGGAGAGCCAUAGAAGCUCAGAAGAAGAAGGUGGAGGCCCUUUCCGCCAGGCAGAGGCUAAAACUCGGCAAGGCGGCCUUCUUGCACGUGGUGAAGAAAGGGAAAGGGUCGGAGAUCUCGCCGUCCCUGAAGCCGGAACACUUCACCAAGGAGUUCUCCGGGCACAACGGGGAAGGCCUGGAGGAGGACGCUUUGAAUUCCAAAACGGCGGAGGUGUUCCUUACGAAAGAGGAGGUGGUGGCAGGUGAAGACGAAAUUCCCAAAGAGAAGGUUCAGGAAACGGUCGGCUUCGUGGAGGAGAGCAUUUCCAGAGAGCCCACCAUCCACGAAAUCGAGAAGAGCAAGAGGGUCUCGGCGGCUCUGCUGGAAGAGAGCAUCGACUCCGCCGACCUCAACGAAUGUGACCUUUCCAUCGAAAAGCUGAACGAGACCAUCAGCACCCUUCAGCAGGCCAUCCUGAAGAUCUCUCAGCAGCAGGAGCUUCUCAUGAAGGCCCCAACCCUGUCCUCGACCCGCGGAGGCUCUCAGGACCAAAAGAUCAAAGCCCCCGUCCACUUUGUGGAGCCCCUCUCCCCUCCCGGCCCCAAUCUCCGCAAACCACCCCGGCUCGGUCAAGGACGGAGUCCCCGUUCAGGAAGGCCAUCUGAACUCAAAGUGGCCAAGGACCGUCCCCAUACCACGCCUCGCAUCAAGACCCCGACGCCCAGCGUGGACACCUUGCCCCACUUGAGACAGUUCCCACUCAACAAUUCACCCAAGGUGCCAGUCGAAACAGCUCUUGAAAACAUCCUGGGCCCAGGUAGCGCUUCGCAAGAGAAGCUUUCCUUUGAGAGUUACCGGCUCUGCGACGACAAUCAGAGAGGGGCCUUUGUUUUGUCCUCUUCCAGGGACACCAACAUCCUCUCGGAAGCCAUCAAAGAUGAGAACAGCAACAUGGAGGACUUCCAUCACCUGGCUUGUUUUGAUGUCUCAGGCCAGGAGAACGUCUCCCUCGAAGAGCCUUCUAAGAGCAAAGGCAGCCUCAUCGAAGUGGACCUCUCGGAUUUAAAAGUCCGCGACGAAGAAGUGGAAAGCCAGGGCAACUCUUCGGAUUUAAUCAAUGAAAUGGAGCAGAAAUCAGGCGUUGGGUUCUUCUUCAAGGAUGAACAGAAAGCCGAAGAUGAGCUGGCGAAGAAACGUGCCGCUUUUCUUUUAAAACAGCAGCGCAAGGCCGAAGAGACCCGGCUUCGAAAACAGCAGCUGGAGGCAGAAGUUGAACAAAAGAGGGACGAAGCUCGGCGAAAAGCUGAAGAAGACCGUCUGCGGAAGGAAGAGGAGAAAGCCCGCCGGGAGCUCAUCAAGCAAGAAUAUUUGCGGCGAAAGCAGCAGCAGAUUUUGGAAGAACAGGGCUUGGGUAAACCCAGACCCAAAGCGAAAAAGCCGCGGCCAAAAUCAGUCCAUCGGGAGGAAUCUAACAGCGAUUCGGGGACCAAGUAUUCCUCUACCCCUGAUAACCUGAGCAGUGCCCAGUCGGGAUCGAGUUUGUCCUUGGCAUCUGCAGCAACAACUGAGCCGGAGAGCAUCCAUUCGGGAGGCACGCCUUCCCAAAGAGUGGAGUCUAUGGAAUCCUUGCCCAUCUUGAGCAGGAACCCAAGCCGAAACAUGGAGCGAGAUUGGGAGAACACUUCGACCGCCUCUUCGAUUGCCUCGGUGGCCGAAUAUACAGGCCCAAAGCUCUUUAAGGAGCCCAGCAGCAAGUCAAACAAGUCCAUCAUCCACAACGCCAUCUCCCACUGCUGUCUUGCUGGAAAAGUGAACGAGCCUCAUAAGAAUUCCAUCUUGGAGGAGCUUGAAAAGAGUGAAGCCAACCACUACAUCAUCUUAUUCCGCGACGCCGGCUGCCAGUUCAGAGCACUUUACUGCUACUAUCCCGACAACGAAGAAAUCUACAAGCUGACCGGAACGGGCCCAAAGAGCAUCACCAAGAAAAUGAUCGACAAGCUGUACAAAUACAGUUCGGACAGGAAGCAGUUUAACCUGAUCCCGGCCAAAACCAUGUCCGUCAGCGUAGACGCGCUGACGAUUCACAACCACUUGUGGCAAUCCAAGCGACCCGCCGUGCCAAAGAAGACCCAGAAUCGCAAAUGACACUAAAAAAAAAAAAAAAACACUAAAAAAAAAAAAAACCCGGGGCUAGAUUUCAUCGCUGAGGGUUAUCCAACGAGUGGAACCAUAAACCAUGUUUUUUUAUUUAAAAAAAAAAAAAAGAAAGGAAAAGAAAAGCAGCUUCUUAAAAACGGAUGCAAGGAUAGUAUGAUGUUUCCUCUCUUUUUUUGGGACGCAGCUGGUUUGCCGGUUUGGUUCGGUUCGGUGCGGAUGCUUAGACUGCUGCUACACCCAUCGCUGACUUCUUGCGGCUUUUCACGAGAGACCAGACCCGAAGCUGGGGAUUUUGUUUUUUUUUCUUUUUUAAACUUGAAGCUCUUCAUUGAUACCAGUUGGGAUCCCUCUUUUUUUUUCCUUCCUUCCUUCUUUCCGAUUUAAUACUCCUGCAAAAAAAAAGAAAAGAAAAAAAAAGAAGCCGUCUCAUAGUUGGCAAAGCUGCAGUUUUGGAAGGGAAAGAAAAACUCGAAUAACGGAGACUGGAUGAUCCCCCCCCCCCCCCCCCCCCCCCCCCCAACCAGGAAAAAACUCACUUUUUCCUUCUGCGUUCCUUAAAAGGAUCUCACACCCACUGCAUUUUUACUGCCAAUGUCAUUUCUGGGAUGGGUGGGAAGGGGAAGCCCAGCCUACCUUGUUGCCCGCUCCUCGGCUCAGUUUACCUACAGUAUCCCAUUUCUCGAUCGUACGCACUGACAGAGAUGUCAAAUCGGUCUCUUUUUAAAAAAUAAAAUAAAAAAACGGAGACAGAGGACAUAUGCAAAACAAAAAAAUAAAAAUUGUGACUGCUUGCGAACUUUUUCGGGGCAAAACACAAUCAUGAAGAAACGAGAGAGGUGCUACUGGCUUGGAUUAGCUCGUUUGAAACUUGACAUGGCAAAAAAACAAAAAAAAAAACCCUUGGAUUUUCUGAUUCGUCUCCUCGUCUUCUCCCUCGCCCUUCUGUUUUGUUUCUUUGUUGGACGAGACCCUAGGAAUAGCGGAACUUUUUUUUUUUUUUCACUCCGAGCACGUUAACACUCCGUCGAAUGGUGCACUCCAGUUAUUCACCGAUGCUUUUUUAAAAAUAAUAAUAAUCAUGUUAAAAAUCAAGCCCUGCUACUUUUUUGUCCUGUCCUGUGUGUCUGUUCUUUGCUGGAUGAACAGCAUGUUCUUAAUGAGGGAGUGUGUUCCUGGUUUGUUUGUUUUUUCUUUCUCCCCCUUUUUAAGUUUUUCCGUGGGAGCCCUUUUUAAUUGGGGGGGGGGGACACAGACGCAAUGAGACAACGACGUAUACAAAAAGCCAACCGAUUUUCCCCCUUACGAAGGGGCAAGUUUUUAAAACAAAUCUUGUGUUUGGUCUGAAAGCUCAAAAGUGGCUUUGGAGGGUUUUUUUUGUUUAGUUUGGGUUUUUUUACCCCCCUCCCUUCCCCUUUCAUCUUGAAAUAUUAAACCUUUGCGUUGAAACCUUUAAACCUGUCUGUGCUUUCAAAACCCAAACCAAUCUUUUUUCACAAUUGGGAAUAAAUGAUGCAGGAAGCUUUGAUGAGGAUGAUGUGUUUUAAAAUGUGUCUUCCCUUCCCCUGAAAGGGACGGUAAAAAAAAAAUCCGUAGCCUUCAACCCAAACCUUUCUUUUUCAGACUUUACUGCUUGGAAAUAAAUAUAUGUGUGUGUGUGUGUGUGUGUGUGUUUGUACACACACACACACACAGUAUAUAUAUAUAUAUAUUCUGACAAAGGUUUUAGUUUGCACAUGUUUACUUCUACUUGAAAUGUUACUUGAAGAACUUUUUGAGUCAUGCAGAGACGCUCUUUCUGACACUAGAGACGAACGAAAGAGAUGGAAACACACACCCGUGAAUUGUUAUUUAUGAACCUAGAAAAAUAAUAAUUAUAAUGAUGAUGAUGGGAGGGCAAAACAACUUUUGUAUAGAGCGAGGCGAGAAACUAUGUUCUUAACACUAAGCUAGAAAUGCUUAGGGGAGGAGAGAGAAAAUCAGGAUGGUCUUCCGUUUGUCGGCCAUUCCUUCCCUCGGUUCGUUCAUUUUAAAUAGAUUGUAAAUUUUGUUUGAUAGUCGAUUUAUCUUGUAAAUAAGGCUUCGUUUCUUAAACUAUUCAGAGGAUUCAACGUGGUUGUGAGCGAAUUUUUUUUUUUUUUUUUUUUUGGUUACAUGCUUUUCAUGCUUUGAUUUUUUUUUUUUUUCUCUCACUGUUUGAUAUACGACAUAUUUAUUUUAUGGAAGCACUGAAAAUAAAGGUCAUCAUCCGA